AUGAGCAACAGCGCGCCGUUGCAAAGACUUCUGGUAUGGCUCAGAAGACACAAAGAGGACUCUUCUGCCAGCCCUCUGGGUACUGAACAACAUGGCCACGAUCCUUCCGUGGAUGCAUCUACAGAAAAGUCUGAGUGGCACCACUCAGAGAGCACACCACUCGAUCGAUCUGUCAGCAGUUCCACUCGACGCUUCAGCAAGAUCAGCGGCAGAAGCUGGUCAACAGAUAGAUGGUCGGACGACAAUGCUUCCGAACUCAAGAGGCAUUCAAGAAGUCAUAGGCUCUCUAUGUUCAGUAGCCACAAUCCGGACGAGGACUCCAAGAGUCUAUCACCUACAAUUUCGUCUUCCGCGAGCCGUCCUCCCAGCUAUGUUCCUCGCCAUGCUUCAUCCAGCCACCUCCGCACCACGGCUCCGCUUUCUCCAUAUGGACAGGCAGUCAAGGAUCGCAAAGCCAAUCAGGCCUAUUGA
Molecule: messenger RNA, 471 nt
Organism: Aureobasidium melanogenum CBS 110374
Lineage: Eukaryota; Fungi; Ascomycota; Dothideomycetes; Dothideales; Saccotheciaceae
Exons: 2
Coding region: 1-471 (156 amino acids)
Source: RefSeq, a predicted model, not a curated record